This is a messenger RNA of Rhinocladiella mackenziei CBS 650.93, 1413 nucleotides long. RefSeq lists its product as uncharacterized. The coding region runs from base 1 to 1413 and encodes 470 amino acids. The transcript is spliced from 2 exons. NCBI's taxonomy places the organism in Eukaryota, Fungi, Ascomycota, Eurotiomycetes, Chaetothyriales, Herpotrichiellaceae. The record is from RefSeq and is a predicted model, not a curated record.
AUGGAUCUCAGGCCAUGCCAACGGAUCUUGACGAAGCCACCCCGCCCAUCAACUUCAUAUAUCUGCAAGAACUGCCGAUCAUGGUCCUCCGGCCCCAGAGCGGGACGAACAGCUGUUCCUUCUAAUUAUCAAACCGCUGCAAAACAGUCACAACUGAUGAAGUCGCUUCAAAGCACAGAGCCCGAGGAUUACUAUGUAACGGGCGAGCUCGCAAGGACUUUACAAAGCCUGGGAUUCCAGUCGAUUCUGAUGCCGGUCAAAGCACUUAGACGCCAUCGUGACGAGCUUUAUAAAACUAAGGUCUCCCCUAGCGCAGCGAUCAGGAACGCGUUAUCGAGCCAAAAAUGGCGUCAAAUCUAUGAAGAGGCACUGACUGUCGCUGAACUUCAUCUCCUGCGUGAUCCCAUGGUAAUGCGCCAGUUGUUUCAUGCCCUCGGCAGAGCCGAUGUUCAUCCGCAGAACUUGAAGAAAUACGGUUUCAUGGGACUCUAUUCGUUGCAGGCCGCUUUGGAAGCUGGAGAAACCGUGGCGGUCAUGGACGCUGCUAUGACGGAAAUACACUUCAGAGAUUCCCUGUCCAAACCUACCUUUGAACUCGUCAAAGAAAAGGCGUUCGCUAAAGUUGAUGAUUAUCGCGCAUUGACAGUUUACCUGUGGCACAUGGUGCAAAUGUCACAGACCAAGGCGGUCGCACGCGAAAACUAUCUUAUGGCCAAAGAAUUGUACAACAUGGUUGAACCUGGUGUGCACACAGAGAAGAUGACCCCCUUGCUGCAGAGUAUCCUGCCUCCCUGGCGAGUUCUGUUUCGUGCUGCAGACCACUACCUUUACCAUCUCGGAGAUGGUCCCAUCUCUGAUUCCGUGCAAGAGGAUCUCGACAUGGCUCUUCGUGAAGGCGUUUCCAAAUGGAACGACCCGCAAGCUGCCGAGUUGAUACUUGGUCAAAAAGACGAGGUCCAGAAAUAUUCUCAACAAUGGGUCACGCUAGCGACCCAGGCAGCAAUGGCGGGCAGCGGCAAAUCCUGCUUCGAGCUUGCAAUGUAUUUUUUGAGGAAAGACGGAUGGUAUCCGGCCGUCAAGCCGCAAUCGGCAACGAAAGAGAACAAGAGUUGGAUCGGAAUCGAAUGGCUAGCACUCAGCGCAGCUUUGUCAACCGACAAUACGAGAGAUAUGACGAUGAGAUAUGUAGGGCUGGCGCACUUGCUCUCUGAAAAUGGCCAUGCGGAUGAGGGUCACUCGUGGCUCGCUAUUGCCAAAGAGAACCUUGACGAUACUUACCUCGACCCAAGAGGUGAAAUGAUCGCCUAUGUGGAUGGAUUUUAUCAACACUGGUACGACAAGAGUCUUCUGCUUACUAAAGCCAAGGAUUUUCUUGAACCAGCCCGUGAAGAUCAGCAGCAUGCAACGAGAUGA